This is a messenger RNA of Alligator mississippiensis (American alligator), 2427 nucleotides long. Its product is annotated as perilipin-3-like. Bases 59 to 1165 code for a protein of 368 amino acids. Gene Ontology annotation, cellular component: lipid droplet; cytosol. The transcript is spliced from 8 exons. NCBI's taxonomy places the organism in Eukaryota, Metazoa, Chordata, Crocodylia, Alligatoridae. The record is from RefSeq and is a predicted model, not a curated record. Gene Ontology annotation, biological process: lipid storage; positive regulation of triglyceride storage.
ACCUUCUAUGCUACAGUACAUAGAAGUUAAAGGAAACUGAGUAGCAUCUGCCUUUAUCAUGUCUUCUGACCAAAACAAAGUGACUGUUGCUUCCUGUGAGACGACUAAUGAGGAGCAUCAGUGUGUAGUAGGCAGAGUGACAAGCUUACCAUUGGUCAGCUCAACUUAUGACAAGGUCUCUGAUGCAUACACUGCUACCAAAGAAAACCAUCCACUCAUCAAGUCGGUAUGUGAUGCUGCAGAGACUGGAGUGAAGACAAUUGCCAUUGCUGCAGCUGGUACUGUGCAACCAAUUUUGAUCAAACUUGAACCUCACAUUGCAGCAGCAGAUGAAUAUGCCCACAAGAGCUUGGACAAGCUAGAGAAAAAACUACCAAUUCUUCAACAGCCAGCUGACCAGGUGAUCUCAGAUGGCAAGGAGCUAGUUGUUUCCACAGUAACUGUAUCUUUUGCUUCUGUCACUGGAAUGAUGGACAUGGCUAAAGAUGCUGUGCAAAAUAUGAAGCUUGCAUCAUCACUGAAGGGGUUUGAGAUGGCUUCCAUUGAAGAGCAAAAACAGCAGAAAAGUUACUAUGUGUGUCUGGGCUCUCUCUCAACCAAACUCCGCCAUCGUGCCUAUCUGCACACACUGGGCAAGCUGAAACUAUGUGGGCAAAGCACCCAGGAAGCCCUGUCUCAGCUUUCGCAAACAAUUGACCUGAUGGAUUGUGUUAAGCAGGCUGUGGACCAGAAGCUUCAAAAUGGCCAUGAGAAGAUGAACCAGAUGUGGCUGGCCUGGCUCAGGAAACAGCCAGGAAUGAGUGAGGACAACAUACCUGCACAACCAGAGAUGAUUGAAUCUCAAGCUCUGACUGUAGCCUGCAGAGUUAUCCAGCACUUGGAGGCCACCUCUCUUACCCUAAUGUCCAAUAUCCAGGGCCUCCCAGCCAGUGUUUACAACCAGGUCCAACAAAUCAAAGGCAACAUAGAAGACCUUAAUGCUGCUUUCUCCAGUGCUGCUUCCUUCCAUGAUCUUUCUAGCAAUCUCCUCUCCCAGAGCAGAGAGAAGGUGGCUGCUAUACGUCGGUGUCUGGAUGAGCUGCUGGAGUAUGUGGUGCAUAACAUGCCCCUUACCUGGCUUGUAGGACCCUUUACUCCAGCUGGAGAGCAUGUAGAGGAUGACUAGGUGAAGGACUAGACAAUCUUUGACUUUCUGGUAAUAAAUGAUGAAUGUCUAGCUCCUUGCAAGGUACAUGAGCGAGUUCUGUGCCCUGUGGAAUGUUGACUUGUGGCCUGGAAGGAUAUUGGAGAAGUAGAAAAUCUGCACAAUUAAAUGCAUCUAGAACUCCCUCUUGCCAUGAAAUUCAUUUGUUCAUAGUUGUGAAAUCACAUGUAGGCUUGGUCACACAUACAAUGUUUCUGUAUGUAUCUAAUUCCUGACCAGGAUUAGGUGCAUUUAUAGGGUAGAUCAAAAUGCUUCUGAUGCUGAAAGGGAAACUGUUUUUCCAACUAUACUGGGCAAAAGUGAAGAAUGAGGGACUGAGAGCCAUUCCUGGAAGAAAUGUAUAUCUAAAUAAAAAUUGUUAAAGCCUUAAGCUGGCUCUUCUGCAGAUAAAUAUACCCUCUUCUUGUAAUAUAAAGGAACUUGCUUGUUCUCUGCCCUUACAGAACUGAACAGUGAUAGCUGAAGGCCUACUAGAUUCAGUACAGAGUGGGAUGACACUUGGCUAGUCAGGCAAGUCAGUAGUCCCUUUUUGGAGAGUGAUGACAGAAACCAGCAACCAAGCUAGCAAUAAGGGAGUUGCAUUUUUAAAAAUCUCUUGGGAGAAGAGGGAAGUCUUAGUCACUCUUGGGUGUAGGUUUGUAAUGGUUUCUGUCUAGUUUGGGCUCUAUGGUGUGGGCUUUGUUGCUACCUUAACAGCUCACUACUCCAAACAUGGUGGCUAAGUUGCUGACUCCCUGUUGCAAGGAAGGGUACCUAUCCUAAGCAGGCCAAGUACUAUUGAAACCAAGACCCAGCAAAUGAGUUAUGUGGUCAUAUAGGGAUGGAAAGAUUCCAACUACUACCAGACACCUAGUUCAUGAAACAAAUGUAGACAGUACCUCCCAUUUGCUGGACCAGGUGCAUCAAACUGGACCACCACUGAAUGAGCACCAGCUCAGUACAUAAUGAAUGGCCUAAAGGUGUAAUAAUGGAGAGGAACAAAGAAAGGGUGUGUUUAAUACUCAGCAACUACCUCCAGAGGAGACUACUACAAACUGAAGCAAGAGUUCAGCAGAAGACAAUCAUGUGCUGACCAGACAUGGGUCGUCUUGUGUGCAUCCCUGGGGCAUAGUAUACGGUGACAGCCUUUGUUUGCUGCCUAAUUAUUGUAUGCUGCUACUGAGAUCAAUCAAGGUCUCUAAGAUAAUCAAUGGGAUAUGUUGUGAGUUGCUCAUUUUGGGGAU